CUCGGUGAAAGAAGCAAAUAUUACAGAAAAAACUUCGGCGAUGGCAAUGAGAUUCAUUCUAUCUAUUUAUGAUGCUGUUCUGGUUCUCAAUGGUUUAUUUAGUCUUCUAGGGCAACAUACUGUAUAAUGACAGAAAAGAAGCUGCGUGUAUCUAAUAAUAGACUAGUUGUCUAACACUACCCCCAUCAAAAUGUCAUAAAUUACAAGCAGAAAUCACAAGAACAACAAAAAACGGUAAAAAAAAUAUUUUUCUAUAUUAGCGGGUUAGGUUUGGGUACUGGCCUCCGAUUUUCACUUUGUCACAUAUAGUUGCAGAUGGGUUAUUAUCAAUUGCGUGCGGGGUGCGGGUGAACGAACAGCUGAUCUGCGCACGGCUACUGUAGGCCUACAUAUAGCCUUUGCUCAUGUAUGGUUGAGUGGCGUAAAAAGUGUCGUUUCUGCCGUGCACAAGGAGGGGCGUGUCUGGGUUGUGUGUGGUUACAGCUGAUAGUCGCAUCCGCCGCUUCCUCCAUCAUCAUCGAUACGACACCGACAGUGGCUGAAGUCGAUAAUAUCGAGAGAGACAAAAACAUCCACUGACCACAUCCUAGGGUCCUUCAUAACCGACCGGAAAGAGGCCAAGGAGCGUCUGCUAAAUGACUUAAAUGUAAAUGUAAAUAACGGACAAACGACUGUGUUGCUAAAAAGAUGUGUGUGCAUCCGGUUCCCCCUUUAACCCAUGAUGACCCACACUGCUUCCCAGUGUGUGAGGCAGAGUGACUCUCUGUCCCCCUUAACUUCUCACCUCUGACCCCUGACCCCUCGCCAUGGGCAGUGUGGGUAGCGGGGUGGCAGGGGAACAGGAGUUUGCCAUGAAAUCAGUGGGCACUAGGACCACCCUGCCCCACUCCCCGGCUCUGUCUCGCCAUUGCACCGCUGACCGUAGCUGCAGGACCGAACGGCUCCCCCCAGAGACAGUCUCAGAGGGAACCGCGUCUAGUGAUGAAAGAGGAAGUGUUAGUAUUGGUACCGGGACUGGAACUGGGACUGGGACUGGAACAGACCGGCCACCGGACUCUGACACAGACCAUACCACUACAAAGGCAUCCAACUGUGACCAGGAGGAUCCAUGGGUGGGAUAUGGGAACGGAGCAGGAAGGAGGGAGAGGGAGUGGGAGAGAGAGAGGGAGAGUAGAGGGACGGAAAUGGAGAGCAAAGAGAUGGAGAGAGAAAGAGUAUGGGAGAGAGAAAGGGACAGGGCAGAGAGGGAUAGAGAUAGGGUAGAGAGGGAUGGAGAGCGGGAGAGGGUUGAGAGAGAGAGGGAAAGAGAGAGGGUAGAGAGGGAUGGAGAGCGGGAGAGGGUUGAGAUAGAGAGGGAAAGAGAGAGGGUGGAGAGAGAGACACAAGGAGGUUUUGUGAGUCUGGAUGUAUGCAGUAACUUGGUGGGACUGGUGGGGAAUGACAGUGGUACUGGGAUGACUCCCCACCAACACAGAGAAACUGGAGAGAACAAAACCGACAAUCACAACAACCCUCCAACCCACAACCCACCCAAAAUCCUGCCUGUCUCUGGCAAACUAGAGCAGAACAACUCGGGGCUGGUUCGUCCCUCUGCCUUCAAACCAGUGGUUCCCAAGAGCUUUCAUUCCAUGCAGAACCUCCUUGGCCCAACCAGUGGGGGUGGAUGUGAGGGUAGGGGUGCGGGGGGGCAGAGAGAAGGAGGAGCAGGGGGAGGAGAACUAGUGGCAGUUCCAGAGGCCCUCCUCCUAGACCAGGACAGCCCAGAGAUGGGCAGAUGCCUGGCAGAGGGAGCAGGAGGGGGUAAGGGUAACAGAGGGGUCCAUGGAGGGAUGUCAGCUUCGGGGAGGAACUCCCUAACCAGCCUGCCCACAUAUGCAGGCUCUGGUUUGUGCUAUGGGCCUCAAGAGGCCCUGGGGUCUCUCAGUGCUUCUACCAGCAAUAUCAACAGACUAGGGACCACAGCUGGAGCUGCAGUGGCUCUGGAAAAGCUGGAGCAACCAGGCUACCAGCAGCUGAACCACCUGGGGGACACCCCAGCACCCCAACGUCCCACUCCUUCCUCUGAUGAUGUCAUCCAAGACCUGGAGAACCGGCUCUGGGAGAAGGAGCAAGAGGUGCAGCACAUGUGUCGUAACUUGGAGCAGAGCGAGGCCGCCAUCGUCCAGGUGUUUGAGGAGAAGCAGCGUGUGUGGGAGAAACAGAUGGAUGAGCUGGGGCAGAACUACGCCUCUCGUCUGCAGCAGGUGACCCGUCGUGCCCAGCGCUCCCAGAAUGGCCUGCAGGCCCAGAUCACCCGUCUGUCGCAGGACAAGCGACGUCUGCAGGAGGAGAUGGCUGCCCUGCUGGCCCAGAGAGAGGAUCUGGAGAGGAAGUGUCUGCACUUCAGGAUGGAACAGACUGACAUACUGCCACGCCUGGAUGAGACCAAGUGGGAGGUGUGUCAGAAGGCAGGGGUGAUCUCCCUGCUGAAGCAGCAGCUAAGGGAGAGCCAGGUGGAGCUGACCCAGCGGGCGGGGGAGAUGGUGGCCCUCAGGGGCCAGCUGAAGGAGGCCAAUUCCCAGCUUAGGGACCGGGAGGAGGCCAUGCUGGGCCUCAAGAACUCAUAUAGCUCCAAGAGCCUGGAGCUGGAGAGCUGCCAGGGAGAGCUGAGGAGGACGCUGACCGAGGUGUCUAUCCUGAGGGAGAAGCUGGGUGUGUUUGAGGCUGAGGUGCUGGGUCUUCAACAAGCUCUGUGGGAGAUGGGCGGAGGGGUUGAUCCUGCCAUAACCCAAACCCUAGGAGCUGUGGGGCUACUCCCACCCUGGGGGGCUCUCUACUGCCCCCGCACUCCCCCAGAGCCCUCGUCCACCCCUCUCACCCCCACCUCAGAUGCCCUGCUCAGCCUCCAGAGUGACGAGGCAAAAGCCCAGCGGCAAGAGGUGCAGAGAAAAGAGAGGCAGCAGCGUGAAGAGGCCCAAUGGCAUGACAUGCAACAGCGCCAGGAGGCCCACCAGCGCCUGAAAGCCCAUCUAUAUCAGGAGGCUCAUCUCCACCAGGAAGCCCAACUGCGCAAGGAAGCUCGACUUCAUCAGGGGGCCCACUUGUGUCAGGAAGCCCACUUCCACCAGGAGGCCCAGCAUAAGUGCCAAGAGACCCAGGUGGAAUCAGGGAACCUGCGUGAGCAGCUGGAUCAGCUCCAGGGGACCUUACGUCUAGAACGUCAACAGAGAGAGCGCCAGGCCCUUAGUUUCGACCAGGAACGAGACAGCUGGAUUGACGAGAAGGAGCAUGUGCUGAAAUACCAGGCACAGCUUCAGGUCAGCUAUGUGGAGACUCUACAGAAGAACCAGGCUCUGGAGCAACAGGUGGGACAGCUGGGGUCCAAACCCACCCCCACCCCCACCCCCUCAUCCUCCUGCUCCCCUCCCCCACCACCGGCCCUGUCAACCUUCCCUCCCAUGCCCUCAGUCCCUCUCCCUGCUCCCCUUUCCCUAACCCUCUCCCCACCGCCUUGUGAGGACAUGAAAGGUUCCCCUUCCCUCCUCCAACUGCCCACCCCCUGGGCCGGACCCUCACGUCUAGAGAGGAUAGAGUCCACUGAGAUUUAGAGAGGCUCCAUUUUAUUUAAUAUCAACUUGAUUACAAACUACACAAUUGGAUAUACUACAAGACAGAUUAAACUACAAUGCAGAACUGCACAAUAUAUAGUGAAAACAAACAAUGCAAACUGAACAGCAGAGAACCAUACAAUUGAGUUUAGACUAUGAACACAAACUAUAAAGAGCAUAGAAAUACAAAAAACAUAAACUGAACUGCUACACUGUAGAAUGCAAUAUAAACUAUCAUUGACAUGGUUUAGGUUAAAUAUUGAAAUUAUUUGCCUUUAAUGUAAAGUAUCCAGGCAGUCUUGGUGGGAAGCAGUGACACUUAAAGGGAAGCAAGGAUAGCACCAAAAGUUUCAAGACAAUAACAUUGUAGCUUGAUAACGUUAUUCCUCUGGAAGUUUUAAUGCAAACCUGGAGAGUAGUUUGCCAAAUUGCAUGUCUAUGGUAAUGAGACAUGAGGUCAGGAGAUAAGAAAAUCAUAUUUUAAGAAGAUUUUAGAUGAUAAUCAAGAGUGAUAUUUUGGAGAAUGUGCUUGUCUUUGGCAUUUCUGGGGUGAUGAUACUCUCAGGUGUGUGAGGGGAUGUUUUUGGAGACCGUGGUUAAAAUUGGGGAUGAAGACUCACAAGUAUUUUUUAACAUGAGGAAAUUAGGAAAAUAGUGGUAAAGGUGAUUGGUAGUUGGUUGGUUCCGUUUCAGAAAAUAUCCUCAAAUGGCUUGAGAUUAAAUGUAAUUGACUCUGAAUGGUUCUUAGUGUGGGGCAAUUGGAGAGCCUGGCUCUCUGACACUGCAAACCGUCUGCGGUACCUAAAGAUGAACACAAGGGGUCAGCAUUAAGUUGUGUCAGGGCUAGAGCCCAACUGAUUGUAUAGGUUCACUGAUAUUAUCUGCCAAUAGUGGCCUUUUAACACUAUAUUGGUAUCGUCCGAUAACUCCAACGAUAAGCGAUAUUCAAGAAAUAGUGUGAAAGAAAAGGGAAUCUAAUGCAUUUCUGUACACUUGCAGCCAUUCUCAUGGUGUGUCAUUAUUGUCACAAUGUAUGAAAUCAACAUUUGAAGUAUAGUUAUUAGACAAUUUUGGAUGGCUAUUUAGGAGAAUUCAGUGUGGAAAAAUUACACUUUUUCUUAUUGUAUCGGUAUGUUUUGCGGUCCCCAAGCUCUUGACAGGGCUCCCCACCAGCAGAGAAAAUGACUUUAUUCCAUGGUCUGGGAAAGAGACAAAGCAGCACACUGGCUUUACUCUGAUAUUGUUGUUAUUUAUACUUUCAGAUAAUGCAUUUAUGACCAAAAGUGGGAUGAGAAAGUGACAAUAGUGAGCAGAAAGAGAAAGGACAGAGGUCAAACUGCCUUCACAUGUAAAGAUAGACGAGUGAGAGUACUGUCUCCAGGCCUUUUAAAUCAGCAAGGCUGGGUGCACAUUUUUCAAAGUGGGAUUCAGCUCAUAGAGUUAGAGAGCCACACAAAGAAAGACAUUGCCUUCCCUAGAUAUGGUUCAGAUUUACUGCACUGUGUCCUGCUGAGGAGGUCAGACAGAAUGUGGACAUGUUUAUUCCGUUAUUAUUCUUGUGAAUCGGCAGAGUGUUAUUUGUUUAUUCCAGUAUAUCAAGAUAGUUAGACACUACCUGUGAAUAUUUUUUUAAAGAUAAUUGUGACUAUUAUCAUCGUUAUUAUUCUUGUGAAUCGGCAGUGUUACAAGCUUUUCUUUAAUGUUUUUUUUUACUGUAUAUAUGAAUGCUAUAUGACUCUACUACAUGGUACAACCACAUCAAUCAUCUCCAAAGCCAUUGUUUGUUGACUUUUAAUGUUGUUGAUAUCAGUGUAAUUAAUAUAUUGUUUUAGAGAGCGAAUUGUUAUUUACAUUUUUUAUAUUUAUGUUACUGUAAUGGCUUGACAAAAGUCUUUCCUGGCUAAAUCAAACUGAAUCAAUAAAGAUGCAAGUAAAUCAACAUUA
Molecule: messenger RNA, 5531 nt
Organism: Oncorhynchus keta (chum salmon)
Lineage: Eukaryota; Metazoa; Chordata; Actinopteri; Salmoniformes; Salmonidae
Product: leucine zipper putative tumor suppressor 3-like
Exons: 8
Coding region: 807-3587 (926 amino acids)
Biological process (GO): regulation of dendritic spine morphogenesis
Cellular component (GO): dendritic spine
Source: RefSeq, a predicted model, not a curated record